Messenger RNA from Bacillus rossius redtenbacheri, 4772 nucleotides. RefSeq names its product Y+L amino acid transporter 2 (gene JhI-21). Bases 576 to 2210 code for a protein of 544 amino acids. The record is from RefSeq and is a predicted model, not a curated record. NCBI's taxonomy places the organism in Eukaryota, Metazoa, Arthropoda, Insecta, Phasmatodea, Bacillidae. Gene Ontology annotation, molecular function: L-amino acid transmembrane transporter activity. Gene Ontology annotation, biological process: amino acid transmembrane transport. The transcript is spliced from 8 exons. Gene Ontology annotation, cellular component: membrane.
AGACGGAUAUCAGGAACGGAGUUUCUACAGAAGCACGCAGUCGCAGACGGUCGAGCUCUUCCGUUUACGUUGCUCAGUGUGACCAAUAGAAGCCGAGGACUUGGCUGCGGUUGGUAGCCAAGUUUGUUUAUGUUCUAAAUACGAUAAUUUUUUUUUUUCAGGCACAAGAAUAUCUAGUGUUCUAUCACGUAUUCGUUUAUUUUUAUCAUACAUUUAAAAUCUGCCCGUGUUUUAUGUCGAAGCAUAUUUUUUAGAAAUCGAAAUUAAUAUUUCGUAACCUUGAAAACCGUGUGUAAUUGUUUGUAAUUUGUUUCGUUUCCGUGUAUUUUGGAAGCAGCAUACGUGAUAUAGUGAACGGGAAGCCUUCUUUUCACAGACGAGAGAGCCAAAACCCGAAGUUCCCCGAAGUUCAUGUUUUUUUUCCGUAUCUUUAAUGUAGCUAUCCUAACCAAAUCAACUGUCCACAAUGUUUUAAAGUAUUUAUAAUGUAGCCAACAUAACCUAAUUGACCAUUAGUAUCUUUUUAUCAACACCGCCGUAUUUAUUUACAAUGAACAAAAUAAAAAAAACCGAAGAUGCACGAUCGGACGUUUGGAAAGCAAGCCGUAACGAACAGUCGCGGAGCUACGGAGCGAGUAUCGACUGUUAUCGAGUCCGGAGUAUCGACCGCGCGGCCGGAGAGAGGGAGCCCUCUGCGCAUGCGCGCCGGGCGGCGUGGGCUGUCGUCGCGCCAGUGUCGCACCUGCCGGCCGGCCGCACGCACAGCUGGCAAGAUGGCGGACGCCGGCGCCGAGGGGAAAGUGGUGCUGAAGCGCAAGAUCACGCUGCUGAACGGCGUGGCGCUGAUCGUGGGCACGAUCAUCGGCUCGGGGAUCUUCGUGUCGCCGGCAGGGGUGUACGCGUACAGCCGCAGCGCCGGGCUGUCGCUGGUCGUGUGGCUCGCAUCAGGGGCCUUCUCCACGCUGGGCGCGCUGUGCUUCGCCGAGCUGGGCACGUGCAUCACGCGAUCCGGCGGAGACUACGCCUACAUCAUGGAGGCGUUCGGCCCGCUGCCCGCCUUCCUGCAGCUGUGGGUGGCGCUGGUCAUCAUCCGCCCCACCACGCAGGCCAUAGUGGCGCUCACCUUCGCCUACUACGCCGCCAAGCCCUUCUUCCGCGAGUGCGACCCUCCGGCCGACGCCAUCCGCCUGCUGGCAGCCGCCUGCCUCUGCGUGCUGACGGCGGUGAACUGCGCCAGUGUGCGCUGGGCCAUGCGCAUACAGGACGUGUUCACUUACGCCAAGCUGUUCGCGCUGGUCGCCAUCAUCGUGGCCGGACUCGUGCACCUCUGCGCAGGCAACACCGCCGGCUUCCAGGACGCCUUCAGCGGCGACUACGACGUGGGCGGCAUCUCGCUGGCCUGCUACUCGGGGCUGUUCGCCUUCGGUGGCUGGAACUUCCUCAACUUCGUGACGGAGGAGCUGCAGGACCCCUACAAGAACCUGCCCCGCGCCAUCUGGAUCGCCAUGCCCCUGGUGACGCUGGUGUAUGUGGCGGCCAACGUCGCUUACUUCGCCGUGCUGUCCCCCCAGGAGAUGCUCACGUCCCCCGCUGUGGCAGUGACGUUCGGCGACAAGCUGUUCGGGCCGAUGGCGUGGACGGUGCCCGUGUUCGUGGCGCUGUCCACGUUCGGCGGCGUGAACGGGAUCCUGUUCACGUCGGCGCGCCUGUUCCUGGUCGGCUCGCAGGAGGGCCAGCUGCCCGCUCUGCUGUCCUUCAUACACGUGCAGUACUUCACCCCGGUGCCCGCCCUGCUCUUCACGUGCGCCAUGUCGCUGGUGAUGCUGUGCACGAGCGACGUGUUCCUGCUCAUCAACUACUUCAGCCAGAUCCUGUGGCUGUCGACGGGGGCGUGCAUCGCGGCGCUGCUGCACCUGCGGCGGUCGCGCCCCGUGCUGCCGCGGCCAAUCAGGGUGCACCUGGCGCUGCCCGUCGCCUUCCUGCUGUGCUGCGCCUUCCUGGUGGCCGUGCCCGCCGUCGCCGACCCGCUCGCCACGGUGAUCGGGCUGGCCAUCACUCUGUCCGGCGUGCCGGUGUACCUGCUGCUGGUGCGGUGGGAGGGCAAGCCCCGCUGCUACGACUCGGCUCAGAGGAAGCUGACGUCCGUGGUCCAGAAGCUACUGCAGGUGGUGAGCCCGGACGAGGGCAGCCCCGCGACUGGUUCGACCUGAAGCACUUUGGCCAACCCCGCAGACGAGCUGCGCUCGGUGUACGUUGCUUGCAUUCCACGUGUUGUCGGCGGCUUCUGUGUCCACCCUGUACGCUCGGGCGUGCCGCUUCGUCGUUUGCAAUGUGUCCCCCCCCCUCCCUCUUUGAGGGUUAUUGGUUGUUUCCAGCCGCGCUGAAUGACGGUGCAAGAUGCUUUCGUACACAAAUAUGUCAGAAAAAAUUCCCCUGGUUUUUCCCUGACCAAAACUACAAAUUUUUUAAAAUAAAUAAUUGACCUAUUUUGCAAUUUUCUGAAAGGAAUUAAAAAACAUUCUGUUACAAGAUGGCAUAAAUAAUUAAUGUGAACUCAACUGGUAGAGUAAACAGUAUAGCACGAAGGGUUGCUGGGGGUAGUAUUAAGAAUAAUUUUGGUUUUUGCACAGGAAUUGAAAUAAAUUUGUAAUAUAACCAAAUUUUUUUAUUCUUCUGUGAAAUGAGUUCCUAAUUGAGACAAGAUGGCCAGUUUCAUUUAUUAAAAAAGAUAGCAUGAUACUUAGUGUGUCAUUUUGACUAAUAUAAUGAUCAUGGUAUUUGUACGUAGCAACAUAAAAAAAAUGGUGUCAAUAGUAACAGUUAGUUGCAAGAUUGACAAAAGUAAUUUCUUUUUUAUUAAGAUAACCAGUUGGGUUAUAAGCAUACAUAAUGUAUUGAUCUAUUGAUCAUUGCAUUCAUCACCCCUUUAUGUACGUCCCUUGAAACAGCCUGUAUUAAAAAUCAAUGACUGCUGUACAAUCUGACUGUAAUUUAGAGCCGCUGGAAACCUUUUAGUUAACGUCCUUACAACCUUUGUCGACUGUCGUCCAUUCAUGGAGACUGCUAAGUUUCCUCAUUGCCAUAACUGAAUCUCAAAUGUUUGCUAUUUUUUAUGAAAUUUUGUAUUUAAUUUUAAAGUGCUAGUUUAGUUAGGAGUAAUUAUUUUUAUAUUGUCAUAGUACAUAUUUAAAGAGGACCAAAAGUGUAACUCGUGACAAUCAUAUGUCUUAGGACGUUUCUAUUUAUUCUCUUUCAAAUGUGACGAUGUUUAUAACUAGUUUGUAGAUGAAAUGUUUGUGCUUUUGUUAGUUAGGCACAUGAAAUAUUAAUUUCACUUUCAUCCAAACACUGUUUUGGAAUAAUCUAAGUACCGUGAUUGAAUGUAUAAAUUAGUUUUUCAGGGGAUCUCUAUUACAACUAACAUUCACCUAUGCUGAAAUAUUAUGAAUAGAAUGUGAUACUUGGGCAAGUCUAAAGCUACUUGUUAGGACCUACUCCCAUACAUAAGGUUUAUUUUUUCUUCUUCCAUCAUGUGUGUGUAAUUUGUUACUUAAAAUCAAAUGGUUCUUCAACAUCAAUCUUAUUUAGUGGAAAUACUACAAAUUAAAUUUUUUUAAGUUUUCUAGAUUCUGCGAUAUCUGAAUAUCGCUGACUGGACCUAACCUUCAAUAGGAUGUUAUUUCAUUUUGCUUACCUGACCAAACUUCCUCAUUUGUGUUGGAAAAAAAAAAAUCUGUUAAGAAUCAUUCAAUGUUUGUAAUCAAAGACUGUUUAGAGAACCUGAACAGUAAUUCAGAAGCUAGUUAACUAUUCCAAUGAAACAGUAUAUUACACUGGACCAUCAUCAUACAGACUAGAACAAUGUUAAAAGUUGUGUGUAAUCAAUGCAUUACAUUUCCAAAGCCUCGCUUUGCUUUUUCUUCUUUCAUAUUGCCUUUGGCUUAGCGACUUUAGUUAUACCGUCCAUAACACGAUUCUGGGAAGUUGUUACACAAGGAUGCAGUUAUUGUCUUGUGCUACGGACUGUCAUGAUUGUCAAACAGGAAUCGGAAUUAAAAUAGCACUAGUGUAUAUAGGUUUUAUGAAACUGUCAAAAUAUAAUUUUUUAAUAUAGUCGAGCUCAAGAUAUUUAAAAUUGCAAUAGUUGUCUGAUGUGUCGUUCAUUUACUUGUCACUACUAUUUUGUAAGGGCUAUUGAUCUAUUACGGUAGUUCAUCUCGAAUGACGUCACCAGGUAUUUAAUAAAACCACACACAAAGUGUUCAUAUGGUAUUUUACGUUUAGUAAAUGCCCAUCCUUUGUGAGCUAGAAUGUAAUGUGAUUUUGGUAUAGUUCCAUAACCAAAUACUGAGAACAUGAACUUUUUUUUAUAUACAUAUUACCAACAAUGUUCCUUGGAAUAUAAGCAACACACUACAGCCAUGACUGAAAUUGUUUAAUAAGAUUGACCACUCACAAGUUUCAUGUAUGGAUGCGAAAACGAAAAUCUGUCUUAGUUCUUGUGGUACAUGUUCAGACAGUGAUGAGUAGUUUUGCUUGCUGGUAAUGUAAUUGUAUGCAGUGUGAAUCUGGUAGAGCUUCCACGAUCGUGACAAUAAUUGUGGUACUUAGUUUCAUAGCCUUUACGCUUACUCGCCGCUGCAAAUACUUGUGGAGGAUACUUUGAUAUAACUUAUUGCUUUGUCAUUUGAAGAUUCUUGUGUUUUUAUUUUUAUAAAUGUUGUACGUCUGCAUAUAAAAUUACCUGUGGCAUUAAAGAUUUAAUUAAGCUA